AUGCCUCCCGCCAAGAAGGAAAUCAAGACCAGCGCCCCCGCUUCCAAGGCCAAGACCAACACAGGCCCGCCUCCCACCACCAAGGCCGCCAACGCACCCACACCCACAGCCAGCGCUGGUGCUGGUGCUGGUAGUAAAGCCACCCCCACCCCCGGUGGGGCUGUGAAGAGCAGUAAAGGCAAGGCUGGCAAGAAGUAA
Coprinopsis cinerea okayama7#130 is the source of this 198-nucleotide messenger RNA. RefSeq lists its product as hypothetical. The transcript has 2 exons. Lineage: Eukaryota; Fungi; Basidiomycota; Agaricomycetes; Agaricales; Psathyrellaceae. The record is from RefSeq and is a predicted model, not a curated record. Bases 1 to 198 code for a protein of 65 amino acids.